This is a messenger RNA of Olea europaea var. sylvestris, 1392 nucleotides long. RefSeq lists its product as uncharacterized. Bases 1 to 1392 code for a protein of 463 amino acids. NCBI's taxonomy places the organism in Eukaryota, Viridiplantae, Streptophyta, Magnoliopsida, Lamiales, Oleaceae. The transcript has 3 exons. Gene Ontology annotation, molecular function: nucleic acid binding; zinc ion binding. The record is from RefSeq and is a predicted model, not a curated record.
AUGGUGUUGCAAAAUAGAAGGGUUAAUUCAGGUUUUCUGGUAAAGAAGUACGUGAGAAAAUUUAGGUCUGAUUCAAACAUUCCAAUGAGUAGUUUUAUGGAGACUGUGAAAGAGGACUGCAUGUAUGAGAUUUCAAAGCAUCAGUUCUACAGGACAAGAUCGAAAUGUGCAGAAAUUAUUAAUGGGAUUGUAGCUGAGCAGCACAAAAUUUUAUGGGAUUACGGUGAGGAAUUGAAGAAAACAAAUCCAGGUAGUAUAGUCCAAAUCGAAGGUUCGGGACAUACUUUUAAGAGAUUGUACAUCUGCAUAGGGGCUUGUAAGGAAGGGUUUAAGGCUGGGUGCAGGCCAGUUGUUUGGUUGGAUGGAUGCUUCCUAAAAUCUGCAGAUGGUGGACAGUUGUUGGCAGCUGUUGGCAUUGAUGGUGAGAAUUGUAUGUUCUCAUUAGCAUGGGCAGUUGUGGAUGCAGAGAACAAAACAAACUGGCAAUGGUUCAUAGAAUUGUUGGUUGGUGACAUAGGGAUGCACAACCCUCGAGCUUGGACAUUCAUUUCCGACAAACAAAAGGGUUUGGUGGAUUCAAUAAGUCAAUACUGUGAAGGAGCGGAGCAUAGGUGUUGUGCUAGACAUCUUUAUAGCAAUUUCACCUUAGCACACAAAGGUCUGGCACUUAAGAACCUAUUUUGGACUGCAGCAAGGGCAACAACAGUGCCCGAGUGGAAGAGUGCAAUGAAUGAGUUAAAAGACAUAAGUGAAGAGGCUUACAACUGGUUCCUUGAAAAACCUCCUUCCCAGUGGACCAGAUCCCAUUUUGAAGAGCAUUCAAGAUGUGAUAUUCUUCUUAAUAAUUUGUGUGAGGCAUUCAACUCUUCCAUUGUUGUUGCCAGAGACAGGCCCAUCAUCUCCAUGCUAGAGAAAAUUCGGCAUCAGCAAAUGAUAAGGAUGAAUGCAAAAAGGGAAGCGGCAGAGAGGUACUUGAAGGCAGACUAUGCAGGCAACCAGAAAUUUGAGAUAAGCAGUAGAGACGAUUUGAGGUGGAGCGUUGACUUGACAGAACAUGCAUGUGCUUGCAGAAAAUGGGAUAUUGGCAUAUAUGAAUACAUCGACCUAUGGUAUAGCAAGGAGACAUACCUGAAAUGUUACUUCCCAGUGAUCCACCCGAUGUCAGGGCCUGAACUGUGGCCAGAAUUGGGAAAGCAUCCUCUCACUCAACCUCAGAAGAGAAAACAGGCUGGCAGACCCAAAAAAUUGAGGAAGAGGUCACAGGCAGAGCCACCUACAGGCGUGAAGAUGGGAAGGACUGGCAUGAAGAUGACGUGUAAGCGCUGUGGAGGGUCUGGACAUAACAAAAGAAGCUGUAAGGAGGCACUGCCUGGUGAAGAUAGUUCACAGUAA